This is a messenger RNA of Pomacea canaliculata, 12303 nucleotides long. Its product is annotated as partitioning defective 3 homolog. Gene Ontology annotation, cellular component: apical junction complex; cell cortex; adherens junction. The record is from RefSeq and is a predicted model, not a curated record. Lineage: Eukaryota; Metazoa; Mollusca; Gastropoda; Architaenioglossa; Ampullariidae. Gene Ontology annotation, molecular function: phosphatidylinositol binding; protein binding. Bases 923 to 5752 code for a protein of 1609 amino acids. The transcript is spliced from 22 exons. Gene Ontology annotation, biological process: establishment of centrosome localization; cell adhesion; establishment of cell polarity.
GUUAAGAUUAUUAUUGGAUUCAGAUGCCAGUUGUACAUUCAAUGCGUUCAAUCCAAAGAGUCCCACAACAAUUAACUUCUUAUCACGUGGUCACAAAGUUUCAGCCACAAAACUAAAAAAUGGUGGAGAAAAUGAGAUGAGGCCGUUGACAAACAUGCGACUACACUUCAUAUUCCAUUGAGUUACAGCAUUUAUACGGUUUUACGCAUCGACGCGUCCAGCACACCUGUGUCAUACCUACUGCGCUAUACCUAAGCGAAAGCAAGCACAGCGCAGUGCGAUAUGACCCUUGACACACCUGCCCGGAAUCGAAAACGAGGCAGGUAAAACUGAAUGAACGAGGUCACUUCGAAACGAGGGGAUCUCCACCUCAGCUGGAAAACAUCUGCUCCCAGUGCCUAAAAUUCUGAUGGAUUACUGUUAUAUGCGGAUAUAUUUGAGUCCUGUCACAAGAAAUUGUUUGUAUAUUGUUUAUCUGGAGUAAAAGCAAGUGACUUGUACACACGGUUACUGCCGGGUCCCGAGGAGUUCUCCGUCUCGAUAGUACAUCCGACUGACAGAGCGAUAACUUCCAGACUUGUAUGAGGAAGUGGAAGUAGACUGUCGAAGUGGACAGUCUAAGAUGGAAAAAACGCAUCCGCAGUAAUGGUCUUCGAUCGAACUGUUGAGGAUGCUUUGAGUGCUCAGCUAGCGGCUGCGCGCCUGCACUGGUCAGGGACGCUCCCCGCUGGAAUGGCCAGGCAGCGGGUAGGAACAGCGCGUCUUCGCCCGUCAUUAUUUUGAUUUUGUUGGCACGAAUUAUGAUAUUUUUUGCAACGAAGAAAGUCUCAACACCUCUGGGUUUAUUGUUUGAUGUCCCUAAAGAGCUUAGUGCCUAUCUGUGUGCCAGUUUUUUGUCCAGUUCAGAGGAAAUUCAUUGCCAAUGAAGGUUAUAGUGUGUUUUGAUAGUGUUCGGGUCAUCGUUCCAUGUGGGAAUGGAGAUAUACUGGUGCGAGAGCUGAUCAACAAGGCCGUCCAUCGCUACAAAAAGGCAACAGGAAAGGCAGGAAAUCAUUGGGUGGACGUGCACAACCUAAAAACAAUCAGUGGUGGUGGAAUCUUGGACCCAGAUGACCAGCUUCAGGAUGUUGUUGAUGAUAGAGAACAGCUGAUAGCAGACUUUGAUGAAGAAGGUAGAAUAGCUUUACUCCACAAUGGCGGAGACGGGGCCAGCGCUAGUUCCACCGGCACCACCAGCCCAGACAUCUUCCAGCUGGAGGAGGGAGGAAGUGGCAGUGCCAAUGGGGCCAUGCAGGAGAGCAGCGAGAGUGGGGCAGGGGGUUCUGAAGGGCAGGAAGGACCUGGACCCCCCUCCCCUAACCCUGCAGGUGUCACCACAUCCCCAACCUUCCCUAUGCUGUCCCCUCGAAAAGAAAAGGGAGCCACAGAUGUCAUUGUGACCAACAGGGACCUGUCAAUAGCACCCACACUGAGGGUAAGGCGAGGGAGUGAGCCAACACUCAGCACAUUGGGCGAAGAUGCAAUCCAGAAGCCACUCAUCCCCAUCAACAAUGGAAUUAUCUCAAUUCACAGACGGGAAUCUGUCAGGGAAAGCGAUGAACCUCGCUCCGAGUCAUCAGAAGAGGAGGAGGGCUUGAGCACUUUGGAGAAAAAGAAAAGAUCGUUUCUGAAAAGAUUUUCACGUGAUACCUUUCGCACGUCGCUCAGUAAUCGCCCAGAAAUGUUUGCAUGGGUGGAGGCGCAAGAGAAGCAAGAAGAAAAAUUCAAACAGAUCCAAGAAAGGAAGGGUCCUGUUGGUGCUAGUAUUCCAGAAAAUGGGGGCAAACAGGAGAGCAAAAGUUCUGACUGUUUGGUCAUUACCUUGAAGAAUGAUGGUGGUCCACUUGGAAUCCAUGUUGUGCCUGCAUCUGACAGCAAUGGAAAGGACAUGGGACUUAAGAUUCAGAGUGUUGAGGCAGGGGGCCGUAUUCACCAGGAUGGACGUCUGAGUGCAGAGGACAGAAUCGUGGAGAUAAAUGGCGCUGACUUGGCUAAUGUGACGUUUACUAAGGCCCAAGAAAUUUUUCGAAGUGCAAUGAAAACAGAUGAAAUCUGUCUAAAAGUAGUUAAGCGGAAGGCUCCUAAACCUGCAGCACGUCAGCCACCAACAAUCAUGCCAAAACCUCGGCAUGCACCUGCCAAACCUUCCCCUUUGACAUUACCACAGAAAACUCCAGAUGGUUCCACCACCCCACCUACCAGCCCAGACAAGACUAGCACACCAUCUGAAAAAGAUCUCUCUUCUUCAACCUCCACAAGCAAUGGAGAGUCCACCCUGAAGGCAUUUUACAUCAGUAGCACACCAAAGAGUGGAGCAGGUACCAACGGGCAUCUUUCCACGGCCAACACUUCACCCAUCAGCAAAAAAUCUGUGCCUCCUGUCAAACCUGGCCCUCCCCUCAGUGCAUCAUCACCAACCAAAAAGACUCCACCUGCUGUUCCAGUUCGUCACCCAACCACCUCGCUAACAUCACAAAGUAAAGAACGACCACUGAACACUUUGACCAACACACGUAAGAUUGGGAAAAAGAUUAAAAUUGACUUGAAAAAGGGUCCGUUAGGGCUUGGCUUCAGUGUAACGUCACGUGACAAUACCACAGGUGGAGAUGUCCCUAUUUACAUAAAGAACAUUCUUCCGAAAGGAGCAGCUAUUCAAGAUGGUCGACUAAAGCCUGGUGAUCGGCUUCUUGAGGUAAACAGUUUGUCCAUGCAAGGAAAGACACAGGCAGAGGUGGUGGGAAUGCUUCGAAACACACCUCAGGGAAGUUUGGUUAGUUUGCUGGUGUCUCGUCAGGAGGAAGUGGAUGAGAGAUUUCAAGUACCACGUGAGCUUAGUGAGGACACCACUGAUAGCAAAAGUGACAGCAAACAGAGCAAGGAAAACGAGGGGGAGAAUGAUAAGAAAGCUAAGAGAGAUGAAGACAGUAUGCCUUUACAGCCUGCAGAGCGAGCUGGUGAGGAUGGAACUUCAACUGUUGAGAAAGUCCCAGUUGAAAUAGUGAGCCUGCAGAUCCCUGUGAACGACUCUGGAUCUGCAGGCCUUGGUGUUAGUGUGAAAGGCAAGACCAUUUCUACAGAAAAUGGCCCUAAGGAUCUUGGAAUUUUUGUCAAGGCAGUUAUGCAUGGAGGAGCUGCUUCUAAGGAUGGCCGACUGAUGCUGAAUGAUCAACUUCUUGAAGUUAAUGGAAUUAAUCUUCAGAGACUUCCCAAUGUGGCAGCUAUGGAAGCAUUGCGUAAAGCAAUGACAGCCGAAGGCCAGUCUGGGGGCCACAUUCAACUGACAGUUGCUCGAAGAAUAGGCGGUCCCUUCCAUUUUGUCUCUAGUGACACGUCAGCAGAACCAAGCCAGGGGGAAAAAGCCAUGCGUCAUUUUCGAACUUGCAGUGACCUCAGUCAGCAGUCAGAGGAUUUUGACAUACCGUCACAUUCAAGACAGAGUAGUUCUUCAAAAACAUCUGAUCCGGAACUAGAAGGAUUAGAAAGGACUAAACGGGUAAAACCUUUAAUAGAAAGGUUCAGCAAUGAUAAGAAGAUCAUCUCUUUGCGCAAUGAGUCCUAUGUGAGGGCCACCAAUGACAGUCUGAAUGACACGUCUGCUUUCUCUGAAGCUAAGCCAUCGCCUGGUUCAAGUAAAAGUUACAAUGCAGGGUACAGCAAUAUGCCUACUGCUCCCUCAUUGAACUCUAGUCCAGAGGAUGAAGUCAUUGUUGAGGAGGAUACAUAUGCUCAGCCUAUUAAAUCACACCUGAGGCAAAGACCACACUCCACAAUAGGCUUUGCUCAUCUUGGAGGUAGUGGAGAAGAAGAAGGAGAUGAUGCAGAGGGUCUGGAACAUAUUCCAGCUGCUGAGGAGAGUGAUUUGAGUCCCACAGACCCCACUCUUACAUUCCAGCGUGAAGGAUUUGGACGACAAAGCAUGUCUGAAAAACGGAAAGGUCAUUUGGAUCCUCGAGCAUCGGAAGUGUAUCAAAGAGCUAAAGCAUCAAAGGACCACAAAGAGAAGGCUCCUUUCCCAUGCCGGCGUGUUAGAUCCUUUCAUGUGACAGGCAUGGAGAGCACCUCUCAUGAUGAGACUGAUGGUAAUACAGGACCAGUGACUCGAAGUGGAUCUAUGGAGGCUCUUCCAACCAGCUCUGUGCAAUCCUCCUCUACUAACCCAAGCAUGCUGCAUGACUCUAAAAUUAGCAUGUACAGGCCUCCAGAUGCCAUAAUGCAUGAAAGACCACACACCAAUUUGAAAAGGUCAUCAUCACUGGAAGAUCUCACAACAGAAUCUGACCAGUUUACUGAUGUCAUUUCUGAAGAGCCAGAAGAAAUGCCUGCUUGGCGGCUGGGAAGGAUGGGUCGUGUCCGCACCUGCAAUGAGAGUUUUCGAGCAGCCGUGGAUCGAUCCUAUGACCCUAUUGAGCCAGUAGUGAUGGAUACGUUGGAGGAGGAGAGCGUGGAGAGCGGCUCAUUUAGCGUAGGUCACAGGUCAUCUGGUCGAUCAUCGCUGAGUAGUGACAACACUGGUGAAGAUUAUAACAGCCUGAAACACAAGAAGAAAGGAAAGGAAAAAAAGAGUGGAGGAGGACUUCUUAAAGGGUUUCUAAGGCUUGGCAAGGGUCGCAAAUCAGCUGAAGACAUGGCCCUCAACCAAGAACGGUCACGUUCACGAUCGGAAGAAAGACCAUCUCAUCUGACUGUGAUCAGAGAUUCGGAGGGGGCGGACUUGCAAAAGUUAAAUCAGGACCUAGAGGAGAGCCGAAUUCAGGAGCAGUAUCGUCGCAUACAGGAGCAACAGAAAAGGCAGCUUCAGCAACAAAAACAAAUCCAACAGCAACUGCAGCAGCAACAACAACAAUUGCAACAACAGCAACAACAGCUUCAGCAACAACAACAACUUCAGCAGCAGCAAAUGCAACAGCAGCACCAACAACAACGAAUAGCCUCCUCUUCCUCCUCUCUUCCCUCAGACACAUCAUCUCUUGUGUUCUUAAGUGACGGAGGACGAUCUGAGAGUCCUUUCAGACCAUACCACCAGCAAAACAUUAGGGGCCAGUAUCCCGUAGUUGUGGGACGCACAGAUUCUGGAGGCAAAGUGAGUCAGAGAGGGGGAGGUAAUAGCAUAGGGGAGGGAUCCUUGAUGAAUCAGGCACUGACAAGAGCAGAACGUAUUCAACAGUUGCGUAUGGCUCACCAGAAGCAGCAUCGCUCUCGACAUGGCCUGUACCCAAUGGAUCAGCAAGAAGAGCUGUAUGAACAGCAAAUCAUGGAGGAAGAGAGGCGGCGCAUCAUGUCAGCAGAGGGUGGAAGGGAACCACGAACUUUGUGGCAAGUUCAAGCAGAAAUCAGCCAUUACCCACAACAAUUCAGCAGACCGACAAGCCGUCAAAGUGAAGGCUACAGAAACACCCCACACUCAGUUAUAUCAAGCCUGGGAAGUGACAGUGGUUUUUCCCAUCAUGGUAGUCAUUCUCACAGUCACAGUUUUGCACCAGUUCAUCAUGCCCAUGUUCAUCAUCCAUUUGAUUACCGCCACGAACCUUUUGAUUCAAGACUGGACCCUCACUAUCAGCAGAGUAGCAGCAGCAGUGCUAGUGAUCGUUAUGGUGACCGGCAGAGGCUGUUUUUCGAGGAAACUGUUCGAGGACUUAGGGAUUCGUCUCAUCGUGCAGGGUAUGGUUCGAGUCAGAGACCACUGCAGGCAUACUCGGACCCUAGCUUCAGCUAAAGUGUGAAAAGAUGACAGGCACAAGCUACAGGAGAGCUGCAGACUUGGGCACCCUUGAAAUGUGAUAUGUCAGGAUAUCACUUCUUUGGAAGUGUGUGUGUAUGACUGCAUGAAUGGUUGGCAGGGUGUGCAUAUAAGAGAGAGUUACAAAGCUUACUGUUAAACUAAUGUAGGCAAUGAUUUCUGCACAAGAGUGGGUGAAACAUAUCUUCAACAUUCCAAGCAGGUUAUUUCUGCAUGAUGUCUCAAUGAACAACGCACGUACAUCAGCAGUAAAGCAGACCAGCAAAAUGCAGUGUUAAAACAUAAAAUUCUUUAUGAUACUGAUGAUACAGUUCACAGUCAACAUGUGUGAUAACUGCUGUAUGAACCUGAAAGGUGUAACCUGCUUCUAAUGCUCAAAGAUAAUCUGUGCUUCACCAGCUACAUAGCAGACUCAUGCCGGUCAACAUGCUGCUGUGCAUCAAACAUGGUGAUAAAUUCACUCUUUUUAUGUAUUGUAAUAAAAAAAAGGAUUUUUUUAUAUGUAAAAUUUAUAACAUAAUUUAUUGUUGGAUUGAAGAUGAUUUCUUUGGGCACUAAGGUCCCAGAGACUAAGUUCGCCAUUUUUGUGUCAGUUGAUCUUAACAAAUGAGUCAGUACUUCCCCUGCACUUAAGAAGUAAUGUUAAUCAGACUUUAACGGCCAGUGUAAACAUGAAGUUACUGUGACUUUAAAUUAGCAAGCCCUGAAAAUUUAGUCACAACUUUAAGCGUUGCAUUUCAUCUUAAGUAUCUGAGCAGGAGAGACAUGAAUUGAUAACCUCCUUCAGAUGUCGAUAAAAUUUUAUUUCAAGAUUUUUUUAAGAAGAAAACUUUGAUAUAUUCUUUUUGAGACAAACUGUAUUGUAGCUUCAUUGUAGAAUAGGCAUUUCGAUCAACUCCUUACAGAAUGACAGGGGCGUUGGUGCUAAAUGCAGAAAUACAGUGAAAUGUACCUCUCUUUAUCCUAUCAUUAGUUUAUAAAUUUUAGGUUUAAACAUCGAGAGCAACAUAAAGGGAGUUAAUUGCAUAUUGGACCAGAAAUGAGCUGAACGGAGUGCUGUCUUAACAUUUUCAUUCAUUGACUGGCUUUUUCACAUUUGUGUUCUUGUAUUGGAUACUUUACCAGACCAGACCUUGUUGAGUCAUUACUGUUACUGACAUGUUCAAGCUGACAUGUUCAAGCUCACAUGUUCAAGGCGGGCAGAAGCUUCAGAGCAUGUCCACAUUAAAUCUAAGCCAGAUAUAAUGCACAUACAUAUGCAUGCAUCCUCAUUCACUUAAUGUGUGCAUGUGUCAAUUAAUUCUGAUCAAAAUUUUAAAAUGCAAAUGUGUUCAGAUAUUUCUGAAAGUAAACAAUAUUUUCUAAAUUUCCUUUUCUUUUAGGAAAACGAAAGAUCUUGUAAUACUCCAUCAUAAAAACAAUUUAAAAGUUGACAUGACUGCAGACUGUAACUGCACUAAAAACACUGCAAAAUGCAUUUGAAUGCUUUUGCUUUCUUUAAGUGUUUUGAUUUCUGAAUUCUGUAUAUAAGGACAUUGUGUAUGACUGGCUGAGUGAUUUUAUGGUGUACUUGAACUUCAGUACUAAAAGAUCAGAUGAAGCAUCAUAGCUUAAAUGAGUUUCGAACAAAAUGUGCUUGUUAUGUAUUGACUUUUUUCACAAGGAUGAUGGCAGUCAACAGCACAUCAUGAACCACCAUAUGGCUUGAAACAGCUUUACAAAUGCUUUGUGCUUUUAUAAAUACAGAAGUUUUUUUGGAAUAGUUUACAAAAUGACUGGUAGAAAAGAUAUUUAUAUUUUAGUUUUGUGCAUCAAAAUUGUUUUCCCCUCAGAAUAUCUUAUAAAUGCAAAAGGAAUGAUGGCUGCCUUGAGGCUAGUGCACUGCACUUCAGAGCAGUCUCUAGGAUCACUUAGAGGGAGAACUUUCUCUGCACAUCCACAGAACUGGUCUAUGUAUUAAAAGACAGUAGACGGAGAAAGCUGGGCUUUGCCUUCUGUUUACCAUGCCCUAGACGCUGUAAGCCACAUAACAGUUCCCAGUCCCUACAGUCAGCAAGCUCUGGUUCUUUACCUUUGCCUAAGAGUGCAAAAUAAAAUUAUGAAAAAGGAUAUUCAUUUCACUAACUCAGUAUCACAUUUCUGCUACAAGGUGUAGACCAGAAUGAUGUGGAGUUGUGGCAUGUAAACAUAAUCAAAAUACUUUAUGCUUGUCUGAACCACCUAGUGGUACAUCAAACACAAUGCAAUAUACCUUAUGAGCCAUCUAUGUUUUGUAAGUUUUUUAGUGCGUUUUUUUUUAAAUGCAUGGCUUGGGUUUUAUGGAUUUUGCUUGUCAAAUGUCAAGCUGCUUCUGUUCCUGUUGUGAACAAAACAACAGAAGAAUGCACAUUAUAAAUAAUGUCUAUGCUGUGCUGCUUUGCCAGCUAUCUUGCUUCCCAUUACAUGGUUCCAUUUAAAGUACUUCAUGUUUUCUAGCAUCAGUAUGUCAAACCUUUGUUACAUUGAUGAAAUUGCUAGCACUGCAGGCAGGCACAAGAAACCUGUGCAGUUCAGAACCAUGUCAAAUUGUCAGUCAUCUUUAUUAAAAGUGGUUCCUGAUUGGGCUCAUGGAACUUAAAUGACUUGGUCCUGUAUUAAUCUGUUGUCUAUUUAUACAGCAUCAACUUUGUAAUUUGCUAAUGUCCUUGGCUGUCUGGGCUUUGCCACAUUUUUGUUCUCUUCUUUAAAUGAUAGGGUUUAAGACAAGUUUUAAUUUUGCAGGUUUGUGAAUGCUGCCGGCCUUGAAUAUCCCUUUUCUCCUCAUUGUGUUAAUUGUGGAUAGAAUGUGAUGUCAUCUGUUCUGGAGACAGCAUAUAAGUAAAUGUCUUUCAUGUACAUCGAUAUUCAGUAUAUGUAUAAACUCUCCCUGUCAAUAAAAGUCUUGCAUUAACAGACCAUAGAGAAAUAUAAUGAAAGUGAAAAAAGUAGAAUCGCUGAACGGUCAGCUGACACUGUCUCUGCAAUGUACUUCCAUAGGAAGCACAUGAGAAGGAGAAUUUUCACAGGCAGCACAAUGAUAUCAUGGGAGGAAGUCUGUUUUUAUUAUUUGAUACUGUUUACAGUGACAAACAUGCUCAUACUUUUUUAAGACAAGCUGUUUCAUCUUUAUUUUUGGUGUGUGGUUAUUUUUGUAGUUAUUCAUUUACCACGUAAAAUUCUGUGGCCCAUCAGUACAACCUUUAAAAUCUUUCUGCAACCCCUUGGGAUGAUUGUUCUUUUAAAUACAUCAUGAACAGACCAAUGGGAAGAAGAAAUUGUUUAUGCUGAACAUCACAAGAAAUAUUUGGCAGCUCCUAUUUAUCGGAACACAAGAGAAAAAAAAUAUUUUCUUGCCUUCAGCUUUGCCUUGCAAAUUAUUUCGUUUGAAAUGGUUUGUAUUUUUUAUUUUAUUUUUCUCACUUGCCAAGGCUUGCUGGAGUUUCACUAUUUUACAACAGCAGGCAUAAUAUGUUUAUGCAUCAUUAAAGAAGUCCAUUUUCCAAUGUCACUCAGAAACUGCUUUCCAAAUUCUAAGUGUUUCAUAAAACAAGCUUCAUACAAGUGUAAAAAUAAAUACUGUUUGACAGUAAUGCCAUAUCAUUAAUGUAGCCUUUUCCUCCAUCAUCACCAAAAACACUGGUUUGGAGUUGACAUAAUUCUGUUCACCUGCCUUUGGUCUUAUUUCCUUUUUAACUCAAAAUCGUCCCACUCCCACAUAGUCCAGGAACAGGGAACAGUUCUCUUUGCUUGCAUUAUAAGUGUUUUUUUUUUUUUGUUUUUUUUGCAAAGUAGAAUCACAAAUUUUAUAUUAUCUUGAAACCUGUGGAAGGCAGCCUCCUAAGUACAAUGAAAGACAGUAAGUUUUCCAUCUUAUCUUUUUUAAUCUUGUCUUGUUUUUAAUCAGUAAAUGUGUAAACAGAUUUCUCCCUCUGAAUACUUUGCAGUGAAGCAUUCUGAAAUAGGCAGCACUGUGUGGCCCAUUAUUAAUAAAUAUACUAGUAUGCAGAAAGUUAAAUUUUUGGGACUUGUUAAUUUCUAACUGGAACUAAUCAAAAUUGCUCUGUUGCAUCUCUUAUCCUUUAUUGUAUUUUUUGUGUAUGUGGUCUUCAACUUUAUACCAUUAAAAUGAUGACAUUGUCACUCAGGCAUACCAGUUCACUGUCUCUCUUGACUUGAUAAUAUACCAGGCUAGAAAUUUUGUAGUUCUUAAUAGUUUGUUUUCUCAGCUUUUCAUUUUCUAUUGGCUGAAAUUUUUAAGUAAUAAAAGAUCCAAUUGGCAUGGAGCUGCCAAAACUAUUCUAAGAAUAUUAUAAAGCAUAUCAAAGUCUACAAACCAUAAAGAGAAACCAGAAAAACUAUCUUUCAUAAACAACAGUAGGAUUUGGUGCUUUUCUGUGGUGCUCACCACAUAUUUCAUGCAGUUAAUCUUGCUUUUGGGUUUGGUGGUAUACAGCAUGUUGCAUUUUUAAUAGUUACUAUGGACACUUAAGCUGUCCAGACAAAGCGUGCUAUUAUUUGCUGUGAGCAUGUCUAUUACACAAGGGAUAUUUUGUAUGUAUGCAUGCAAAGAGAACAUUCUUUGAAUAACAAAAAAGUAUUCUGUGUUUUUUCAAUUUUGCAUAAACAGAAAUAUUGACGUUUUAUGUGAGUUAAGUUUUGGUGGCUUAUACUUGCUGUAAUACAGCUGUUCUGCACUUUGGAGCUGGACAACAAAUUGAUACAUUCUUUCAUUUAAAUAUUAUUAGUGAGAAAAUUAUCUUGAGGUUUGAGAAGACCUCAAGAAAUAUUUGUAUUUUCACUAGCACAACUAAAAGGAUGCAAGCAACAAUAAUAAGGCAUGAGUCAUGCUAUUCCUGCAAUCUAGUCAAAUGCAGGAAGUAUGCUAUAAAAAUAUUGUAAAUAGCAAGCUUAACAUUCCUUUUUUCCAGUAUUCUGAACAUUCUAUAAGAUUUUUAGCUCACUUGGAAGAGGAAAUUUUGCUGUCAGCAAAUGUAUUGACUGUUGCACAUUAAAGUAUACAAACUGCAUGUGUGCAUAUAUACAUACACUUAUAUGCUUGUUGAAGUGAGUGAAUUUCAGGUAUAAGAAUGCCACUUUUAAGAAUUUGUUGUUAAUUUUUUACCAAAAUACCAAAAGGUUCCCCCUCCGCAAUUUGGCUAUGGUAUAAAACUGAGGUUAGUGGCACCCAGUGACUGCUUUCUCGUAUAUAUUAAAAGACUUCUAGUUAGAAGUGUGUAAAUGACACCACCUCUUCAUCCUAGCCCAUUUGUACAAAUGUUAUCUCGAGGUCAUCAUUAUCCCAGUUUCAGAUACAUGUAACGGCUAAAAUGUAUUUGAACGUUUGUGUGGACAAACUAUGCAGGAUUAGUUACCAAAAAAAUUAUACCUUUGCAAAGUUGUCUCCAGCCUCUCAUUAUGUAGUAGGCAAGCAGCUGGAACACUGUCCACAGAGCAUGCUUGGAAUCGUGUGUCCGUUUCUUAGUUGUUAUUGUGAAGCCCUUGCUAUAAAAGUCAUGUAAUCCUUGGGCUUGUUGCAUAUUAAAAUACGUACCUGCUUAUGUAAAAUCAGAUAAGAUUUUUCAAGGUACUUUUCUAACUGAUGUCAACAACUGCUAGUUUAACAGAUUUAUGUCGUAUUCCCCCUCCUUUUUUUUAAACUUUUCCCCUGCAUUAUGAAAGGUAUGAGUGUGUUGUGGAAAGGGCAAUGAAUUUAACAAGGUUUGUCGAAUUUGCAUAGUCUGACCUAUUACAUAUUUGGGCAGAAAUUGAUGUAACCUAGUCAAGCAGAUAACCUCUGUUAUGUACUACAGUGCUCCAACAUAGACACUUCAUGCCACAUGGGUCUGAGGCCACGUACACUAGUAUUAGGCAGGCAUAUUGCAGGGCAGGUUAUCAGCUUCACUAGCCUGUAGGUAGUUACAACCUAGACAUGAAUUGCAGCCAAGCUUAUGAGCCAAAUGAGAAAAUGUGUGCAGGUAUGUUGUCAAGAGAAUGAGUGCUUUAAGGCAGGAGGCUGCUACUAGCUCUAUGAGCAAAUUCAUCAUCAGCUGGUUUAAGUUUUCGUCUCCUCCAAAAUUUGUGAUUCAUGUUUUUAUGUUCUAGAACAUGUGAUCAAGAAAUGAGUGUUUAAUGCUCACUGGACUUUGUUUUUGUUUUUGGUUUUUUUUUUUAAACAUUUAUGCUGUCCCACAACAUAACUCUUAUGUCCCUUCGCAUUUUACUCCCAGUUUUGUAAGCUUUGUGUCUGAAGCUUGGUUGCCGAAUUUUGAGUCAUGCAGUUGUACAGAAGUGAGUAGGUUUUCUUUACUGUACAAAGGUCACUCACACCCUUGUAACUUAACAGCUCAUUUUCAUCUGGUUUUUGCACUUUUCCUGUGUGAAUAGGUUGGAGUAAAGUUUUGGUGUAGAUUUAAUUAUUUUCACUUCAAACCUUUCCAUGUAUUUAUAUUAACUGUGUACAGUUCUUUUUUUGUACGAGGCCCAAACAAUAAAUGAUAUUUAACUCAAAA